AUCCAGGAACUAUUUUAAACAUUGACACAUUUUGUAAGUAGAUAUAUCCCAUAAUAGCUUUUAGGGAGUUGUCUUAGUGUACAGAACUCUGAAGUAUUUGGUCAUCUCUGCGGAACCAUGCCGGGAACAUCACCUUAGAGAUUAAAAGGUAGAGUUUAGUCUGUGUGAGGAGUGCAAUAGAACAAAGUUAUCCGUGAUGGAGAAUCCUACCACAGAAGAAGAGAACGAGUUGAAGGAAGUUCUCACCAAAGCUGAAUUGCCACAUUUUCUGACAGUCUUUAAGUCCAAUGGAGUAACGUUUGAACUUCUGCCCAAAUUAACCCACGAAGACCUCAAAAGCAUUGGGAUGAAUCGGCUGGUGGAUAGGAUCAAUUUGUUCAAAGCAAUGACAUAUCAUGAAGGAAAUGUAUCGAAAGGUUCCACACCUUCCCCACUGUCAGAAUUGGAAAGCAAUUUUCUGCGUACCACCCACCUAGCCUACGCCAUUAUACCAAGGGCUAUACGGAUUUUCUUUGAUUCCCGGCAUCCUCCAAUAAACCUGAUUAAACAGCUUGAUUCCAAAGAAGGAGAAUUAAAGUCAUGCAAAGCAGUGUAUAAGGAAAAUUACCCAUUACUUUUUUCGUCACACGGUUGUACCAUGGCCAAAUCUGAGAACUUCGACUUGACCCUUUUAAUGGCUCUUCUGAGAAAUUUCACGAACAUUAAAGAACCUGUCACAACGUGGAAUAAGAUGCCAAAACAAGCUGACACGAGUGAGGGAGCUGAUUUAGUCAGGAUACGAUUUCAUCGGAAUGCAUUGGCACACAAUACCAAUGCCACCUUAUCAAACAAAGAAUUCCACGAUAUGUGGGACGAAUUGAAAUAUGCCGGAUCCCGUUUAUCUGGUGGUCGACUGAAUAGUGAAAUAGACGCCCAGAAAUGUGCUGCUUUAGACGACAAAAACAAAGAGAUAUUGCAUCACUUACUGUAUCAAGAGAAAAUGCUUCAAAGGCAGCAAAGAGAAAUAAAGAACAUUCAACUGAAGCAAAGCGACCGAAUCCCGCCAAACAUUAAAGAUCUUCACCUAGAGAUUCUUUCCAGAUGGAAGACAGAAGAUAAGCCAUUUAUUCAGACACAGGCGUACUUAAAAAUAAUAGAUAUUGUUGAUCAGUAUACACUGAUCUUCAUUAUCGGACGACCAGGCGAAGGAAAAUCUGCUAUCGCAAGACACAUUGCGCUGCAGUUUGAGCAAAAAAAUUAUGAAGUUAUCCCCUUUACCAAGUCUGAGGAGAUUUUUACAUACAGAAAAUCAGGAAUGAAACAAAUCUUUGUAUCCGAUGACAUUUUUGGCAUUUUUGGUGUACAUCAAUCUACACAUAAAAACGAACUUGAUAACAUUUUUCAUCAUUUUACAUCAAAAAGAAAUGAUCUUAAAAUAGUUUCCACAUGCCGAAAAUUGGUGUAUAACGAGUUAUCAGAUAUGUACCCCAGGCUUGCUAAAUAUGAAGCCGUGUGUGACAUUAGUGACAAAUCAUAUGAAAUGAAUGAUGACGAAAGAAGAAAAAUAUUCGCGAGUCAUUGUUUUGUGGAAGGUGUGGAGAGUACUGCAUACAGAGAAACUUUGCCAUUAGGCAAAAAUCUUCCAAUGUUUCCAUUUAUGUGCAGACUCUUUUCAAAAGACGAAAAAUUUCGAAAAUAUGGCACAAAAUUGUUCACUAAUUCUCAUGAAUGUUUGUUGAAAGAAAUUGAUAGUUUAAUGGUUUCCGAAGAAAAUGUUCUUGAAAUUCCAUCAAUGCAAUCGAUUCCCCACUGUAGAGUAAAAUAUGCUGCUUUAGUUUUAUGUAUGCUGCAAAGGAAUGAAUUAUUGGAAAAUGUUCUCGACAACAAAGAGUACGAAAUAAUGAGAAACGAAAUAUGCAAGAAGUGCAAAAUUAAAAGUUUUUCAAGUUGGGAAUUUUCAGAUGCUCUUGAUGCAAUGGAAGGAACUUAUAUUACAAAAAGUGGCAAUGUGUUUUCAUUCAUGCAUGAUUCACUAUGGGAAGUGGUUGCGUACCACUAUGGCAGAAUGUUUCCUGAUCAGAUUGUUCUGUAUCAGAGCAGCAGUUAUGUUGCAAAUAACGUUACACUAUACGAGAGCAAGGCCCGAGCUGAAUUAAAAGUGUUCCUGAAAGAUAAAUUCUAUCCAGUAUUAGCUGCAAGGCUUUUUCGAGAUAUCAAAGCACUCGUACUCUAUGAUGUUUUUAUGAAUGAAUCUUUGCAUCAUGAAAGAUUUUGCACAGCGUUCCUGGAAACCAUUGACAAUCUUCCGAAUGAUGAUUUGAUGGUAUUUUUUAAAAGGACACCUUCGAAUUCUUGCAAAGAUAUUCUUGAAAGGAGUCGUAACAUAUGGAAAGUAGAAACUGAUCGCCACCACUGGAGAGAAAUGGAAAGACAAAAGGUUCUUAAAAUGACCCCAAUACGUCCAGUGAAUUGGGUACUAAAUUAUGGACAUCAUCGUAUUAUGCAGAAAUUAUUUGAUAUCUUAGCUUCAAAAUGUAUGUCAUUAGAUCUGCUGACAAACGAUGCUGAGGAACAGACAAGAAUGUUGGUUCUUGCAUGUUACAGUGGAAAUAAAAACCUAGUUCGCACUGUCAUGGAACAUGUUCCAAACAGUUGCAGGAAUAUGCAUUACUCUUUAAGAACACCGUUAACAGCAGCAUGUGAAUAUGGACAUCUUGACGUUAUUGAAACACUUUUACAAGCUAAGGUGAACGUGAACCACUUCGAUGGAAACAAUGACAGUCCUUUGCUAAUAGCGGCUACAGUGGGCAACAACUUCGUUGCCGAGAUACUCCUGAAAUAUGGGGCAGAUUGCAACAAAAGUGACAAUCAUUCGAGAUCCCCCAUAUUAACUGCAUCUCGGUUUGGUCAAGAUGACGUUUUAGAGACUUUAUUAAAACACAAUGGCAAUUGCUCUAUAACGACAUUAGAGGGGGUGUCCCCGCUCCAUGAAGCAUGUAGAAAUGGACAUUCAGGUAUUGUCAAACGUUUACUAGAAGAAAUCAAUAUUAACCUGAAAGAUAACCAAGGAAGAACACCUAUCUUUGAAGCUUCCCGAUAUGGUCAUAAAUAUGUUGUUGAGCUUUUAUUGACCAAUCAUGCAGAUGUUAACAUACCAGAAAUGAAAGAUCAUAAAUAUCCUAUUCAUAUGGCAAGUAAAACUGGUCAUUAUUGUGUUGUGGAAAUGUUGAUUGAACAUGGUGCGGAUGUGAAUGUCAAAGAUCGAUAUUCACAAACCUCUUUGCAUUUGGCGUGCAGGAUGGGUCAUUCAAAUGCUGUAAUGUUACUCAUUAGUAAUGGGGCUGAUUGCAACAGAAGAGAUUAUGAAAGAAAAACUCCUCUACAUGUUGCGUACGAAAAUCAUGACCAGAAAAUUAUUGCAAUGCUUCUAGAAAACUGUCCAUCUAUAUAUAUGAGCAAGAACAUGGCGCAGAAUAUCUUAGAUAUGGGUAUUAAGGAAGGGAAUCAAUCAAUUGUGCAAAUGAUCAUAGGCAGAGAUAUUGACAUUAACCUACAAAAUAUAUAUGGGCAAACACCAGUACAUGCCGCUUGUCGCCUUGGCGUACCAAUCGUUUUAGAAUUGCUGUUAAAGAAAAAUCCAAAUUGUAGUUUAGUUGAUAUCGGGGGAUCUAUACCGUUGCAUUACUCACUAUGGAUGGGUAACACGGAUGUUACAAAGGUACUUUUGAAAUAUGAGAAUGGACGCAGUAGCUGUCAAGGAAAUCGUCUUUUGUUCAGCAUUCUUGUUAACCUUCAGCAUGUCCAAGUUGCACUGGACGCAAGAGAUGUCCCAAUAAUCAUCAAAAUUCGGACAUACUCUAAAGAGGAAUUUUACAGUCUGUGGAAAAUCAUCAAGUCAGAAAACAGUGACAAAUUAAGUCAUCUUUUACAAAUAGGUCUGAAUGCAAACCAACAUGUAAGUGUGUAUGGAGAAGUAACUGAUGGAUCUGAUUAUGAUGACAAAAUGAGUCUGCUCUACAUCAUAGCAUGUACAGAAGAAUGUGUCCAAACUCGAGAAAAAUUUCGAAUUCUUUUACAAAACGGCAUAGAAACCCAAGAGAGAAAUUUCAGGUGGAAGGAUUUUUUCCCAGAUAUGAAAUUAGAUUUUGUUGGCAAUAGAAAAUGUGUAUCCCUACUAGAAUGUUUACGACAAUCUGAAAGAACAGACCUGGUCACGGAACUGAAAAAGCACACUCGCAGAUAUUCAAUUUGAAUGAGACAUAUCAAAUUGCUGUUAUAAAGAAGAAGGUACGGUAUUGGCGGUAUUUGGCUGCUAAAUCUACGGAAUUUCUAUCGUCUGUCUUUCGUGCGUGAAUCAUAUAAAUUAAGAUUACUUUGAUAUCGGCUAAACCCCACUACAAGAAAAGUGACGUGAUUUUCAUCUAUAGCAUUACAAAUACGCGCCAAACAUGGAACAGUUAACAGAGAAUGUUACUUUAAAUUGCAUUAUGACUUUCUGUUUUUGAAAUUCGAACCUGUUACAUACGGUUUAGCAUCACUGAAGAGACAUUAUUUGUCGAAAUGCGCAUCUGGUGCAUCAAAAUUGAUACCGUAUAAGUUUUACAUACAACAGCCAAUUCCAUAUUAUAUUCAUUUGUUAAAAAUGUGGUCGCAAAUUAAAAAGAAAACAAAACUGGU
Molecule: messenger RNA, 4656 nt
Organism: Ostrea edulis (European flat oyster)
Lineage: Eukaryota; Metazoa; Mollusca; Bivalvia; Ostreida; Ostreidae
Exons: 6
Coding region: 197-4231 (1344 amino acids)
Molecular function (GO): protein binding
Source: RefSeq, a predicted model, not a curated record